Messenger RNA from Lepus europaeus (European hare), 4030 nucleotides. It is a transcript of the gene NCAPG2, whose product is annotated as non-SMC condensin II complex subunit G2. Gene Ontology annotation, cellular component: condensin complex; nucleus. Gene Ontology annotation, biological process: mitotic sister chromatid segregation. The record is from RefSeq and is a predicted model, not a curated record. Lineage: Eukaryota; Metazoa; Chordata; Mammalia; Lagomorpha; Leporidae. The transcript has 29 exons. The coding region runs from base 269 to 3691 and encodes 1140 amino acids.
GGAGGGCGGGAGCCGUCGCGGGCGCCGGCGGGUGCGUUUGAAUCUGUUCCGAGCGCGGGAAACGGCGGGUCCCGGGGCCUUGUUCCAGGCUGGCCCCCCCGGAGACGGACGGCCGGACGCUGCGAUGAGCGCUGCCCUGGGAAGUCGCGCUCGGGCCGGACGGGCCAGGUCGUCCGCACGGAUGGUGCAGGAAACCUAAAGGGACGCCGUGUGGAGGCGCAGACUGAGUGGUUUCAAAAUAAAUGCCAUUUGAACAGUCUCAUCUGUCAUGGAAAAGCGGGAGACAUUUGUGCAAGCCGUGUCUAAGGAGCUGGUUGGAGAGUUUUUGCAGUUUGUUCAGCUUGAUAAAGAUGCCUCUGAUCCUUUCAGCCUCAAUGAAUUGUUGGAGGAGUUAUCAAGGAAGCAGAAAGAAGAGUUAUGGGAAAGGCUGAAGAAUUUAUUAACAGACAUGUUGUUAGAAAGCCCAGUGGAUGGGUGGCAGACAGUACAAGUCCAGAGUGAAGAUGAUAUGGAAACAGAGCAUAGUUCAAAAAUGAGAAAAAGUCUAGAAAUAAUGCACGCAGUUACAUCUGUGAUCCUCAUCUCUGUGUCUGUAGUAAACGAGAAUGAGAAUUUUGAAGCCUUGCUGGAGUGUGCUGUUAUAUUAAAUGGUAUUUUAUACGCAUUACCUGAUUCUGAACGAAAACUACAGAACUCCAUUCAAGAUUUGUGUGUCAGAUGGUGGGAGAAAGGCCUGCCUGCCAAGGAGGAUAUGGGGAAGACUGCUUUUAUCAUGCUACUGAGGAAGAGCCUUGAGACCAAAAGAGGUGCAGACAUAUGUCGACUCUGGCAUAUUCAUCAAGCUUUGUAUUGCUUUGAUUAUGAUUUGGAGGAAAGUAGUGAAAUUAAAGAUUUGCUACUGGAGUGCUUCAUAAAUAUUAAUUAUAUCAAGAAAGAAGAGGGAAGGAGAUUUCUCAGUUCUCUCUUCAAUUGGAAUGUAAAAUUUAUUAAAAUGAUCCAUGAGACCAUCAAAAACCAAUUGCAGGGAUUACAAAAAUCUUUGAUGGUACACAUUGCAGAAAUUUAUUUCAGAGCUUGGAGAAAGGCUUCAGGGAAAAUACUGGAGGCCAUUGAAAAUGAUUGCAUCCAGGACUUCAUGUUCCACGGGAUCCACCUUCCGAGGAGGUCUCCAGUGCACAGCAGAGUACGAGAGGUGCUGAGUUACUUCCACCAUCAAAAGAAGGUUCGACAGGGAGUGGAAGAGAUGCUUUACAGAUUAUAUAAACCCAUCCUUUGGAGAGGAUUAAAGGCCAGAAACUCUGAAGUUCGAUCAAAUGCUGCAUUGCUGUUUGUUGAAGCGUUUCCUAUUAGAGAUCCAAACUUUCAUGCUAUUGAAAUGGACAGUGAAAUUCAGAAACAAUUUGAAGAGCUCUAUAGCCUUUUAGAAGAUCCUUAUCCGAUGGUCCGUUCCACAGGAAUCCUUGGAGUUUGUAAAAUAGCUUCCAAAUAUUGGGAAAUGAUGCCCCCAACUAUUCUUAUUGAUCUCCUGAAGAAAGUAACUGGGGAACUGGCAUUUGAUACAAGCUCUGCUGAUGUCCGUUGUUCUGUCUUUAAGUGCCUGCCAAUAAUUUUGGAUAAUAAACUAAGUCACCCAUUAUUAGAACAGCUUUUGCCACCACUCAAAUACUGUCUGCACGACAAUUCAGAGAAAGUAAGAGUGGCUUUUGUUGAUAUGCUUCUGAAAAUCAAAGCUGUGAGGGCUGCUAAGUUUUGGAAAAUAUGCCCCAUGGAGCAUAUUUUGGUUCGUCUGGAAAAUGAUUCUCGCCCUGUGUCUCGACGCCUGGUGAGCCUCAUCUUUAAUUCCUUCCUGCCUGUGAACCAGCCAGAGGAGGUCUGGUGUGAGCGUUGUGUCACUCUGAUCCAGAUGAAUCAUGCAGCUGCCAGAAGGUUCUACCAGUAUGCACACGAGCACACCGCCUGCACUAACAUAGCAAAGCUGAUCCAUGUUAUUCGCCAUUGCUUAAAUGCCUGCAUCCAGAGGGCAGUGAGAGAGUGUCAGGAGGAGGACGAGGAGCGAGAGAAGGAGAACGAGAGCGUUCUGGAUAAAACGUUGUCUGUAAACGAUGCUGCAUCCAUGGCUGGUUUAUUAGAAGUCAUUGUGAUUCUCUGGAAGAGUAUCCAUGGAAGUAUGGAAAAUAACAAAGAGGCCAAGGUUUAUACAGUUAACAAGUUUGCCUCUGUGCUCCCAGAGUAUCUGAAAGUAUUCAAGGAUGAUCGCUGCAAGAUCCCACUGUUCAUGCUGAUGUCAUUUCUGCCGGCAUCUGCCGUCCCUCCAUUCAGUUGUAGUGUGAUUUCCACACUGAGAAACCAGGAGGAGAGCAGUGUAGAGAAGAGCUACUACACCUUGUUGGAUUGCCUCUGCUCCUGGGGGCAGGUGGGACAUGUUCUAGAACUUAUUGAUGACUGGCUGCCAGGGGAGCAGCUGCAGACCAAGAGUAAUUCAGUAUCUAAACGGAAAGUGCACAUCCAGGAUGCACGCCCCAGGAAGCCUGAAUUGGCGCUGCUGUACUUAGAGUAUUUGCUGACGCAUCCAAAGAACCGAGAGUGCCUGCUGUCUGCUCCCCAGAAGAAACUUAACCAUCUUUUAAAAGCACUUGAAGCCUCAAAAGCGGAUCUGGAGGCGCUGCUGCAGUCACCUGGUGGGAAGCCUGGCGUGAACGAAGCCACUGCUCUGCGAGCCUUCAGUCUGCACUGCCGGCUGAGCAUCCACCUUCAGUACAAGUUCUGCUCAGAAGGGAAGGUUUACCUGUCCAUUUUGGAAGAUACUGGAUUUUGGUUAGAAAGCAAAGUUUUAUCUUUGAUUCAAGAUCAAGAAGAAGAGUAUCUGAAGCUUCACAGAAUUGUUUAUCAGCAGAUUAUCCAGACCUAUCUGACUGUGUGUAAAGAUGUCGUCAUGGUCGGCCUUGGGGGUCUGAAGUUUCAAACACAGCUUUUACAGCGCGCUCUUGGAAUCACGCAGACAGUGAAAGGAUUUUUUUAUGUUUCAUUACUUCUUGACAUCCUGAAAGAGAUAACUGGGAAUUCCUGUAUUCAGAAGAUAGAUUCAGAGGAAGAAGUUGUUACAACGCUGUUUGACACAGUCCAGAAAGUAUUCCAGAAACUGUUGGAAUGUAUUGCGCGGAGCUUCAGGAAGCAGCCAGAGGAAGGCUUGCGGCUCCUGUACUCUGUUCAGACCCCUCUUCAUGAAUUCAUAACCACCGUUCAGUCCUGGCACGUGGAUACUCCCGUUCACCGGGCCGUGCUCUCGACUCUGAUCGCUGCGCCUGUGGUGGAGAUAAGUCACCAGCUUCGAAAGGUUUCUGAUCUAGAAGAGCUUACCCCACCAGAGUGUCUUUCCGACCUUCCACCGUUUUCAAGGUGUUUAAUAGGGAUAAUAAUAAAGUCUUCAAAUGUCAUCAGGUCGUUUUUAGAUGAGCUAAAGGCCUGUGUGAUUUCUGACGACGUUGAAGGCAUUGUGUGCCUCACAGCUAUUCUGCACAUUAUUUUGGUUAUUAAUAAAGGUAAACAUAAAAGUUCAAAAGUGAAGGAAGUUGCAGCCACUGUUCACAGGAAGCUGAAGACAUUCAUGGAAAUUACUUUGGAAGAAGACAGCAUUGAAAGAUUUCUCUAUGAAUCGUCCACUAGAACUUUGGGAGAACUUUUGAAUUCAUAACUAAGCCAGCAUCUUUGGAUGUGUAAAAACCGGGAGAAAAGACUCACAGAACGUUGAAUACAUGUGUAUUUUCUUAGUGUUUUUAAUGUUAAUAAGGAAAGAGUGAGACUUCUUGGGGGUAGGGGUGAGUUGAAAACUCAGAAGUUCUUAAAUUUUUGCCCAGUGCCUACAUAAAUAAUCUAUUUAAUAUAAAGGUUUCCGGGUUAUCCGUGGUACAGAAUCCAUGGUGCAAAGGAAAACAAAACCAGUUUUGUAGCAAACAUGGUUGUUUUAAAGAUGACUUUUAUAUAUGUCAUAUUUCGUGGAAUCUAUGAGUAAUAAAACAGUGACAAGACAAGA